UGCGCAACAGCUGUUCGGCGUGCAAACAGAAGUGAAUUUUGUAAUUCAACAAGAUGGAUCAGAAUAUACCCAUUAAAACGGACAGUGACGAUUUAAUCAAAAACAAAUCGGACAUUAUGAUACCAAACUAUCUGAAACGCCUCGUACUGGAGUAUUUACAGAAACAUGGCUGUACGCAUGCCAAUUUGGAGACCGUCGUGAGGUCAAGGCGAAAAAAUCAGGAGAAGGCCAUAAAGUACAUAUGCCAAGCCUACAAGGAUGCUGAGGUGCGUGGGAAUCAGGAAUGCGAGUCGGUUUGCCUAAGACACAUAAAUCAGUGGCUAGAGCUGUUAAACAAUGCGGAAUUGUCGAAUCUGUGUGAAUACGAAGCAGCAGCCGUAAUAAAUAGCAUAGUGCGCACGGAGGUGCAACCAAAGCCGGAACAGCUGGGAGGCAUCGACUUGAGUGAGGUAUACGGCUUUCUUGAGAAUGCCUUAACUGGACAGGCGCAGAAGAGGUUAAGCGACGCCAGCGAAGCAUUUCUUGCACGGGAAAUUGAGCUGCUCAUUGAAGAGGCCAACAAUGAUCAUUCCGAUAAAGUGGUACGGAGCAUGGGAGAGAAGCUGUACGAGCGGAAUGAGUAUAACUAUGAGGCGGAACCAAACAAAUGCAGCUUGGAUCCAUUGUUUUUAGAUGAAUAGCUUAAGGACUGUACAUAAAAAUGAUACUCAAGCAUAUUUAUAUCCACACAUAUUUAUUAAACAUUUAAAUUCAAUUGUUUGUCGAGUUAAAUUGUACGCGUACAUUUUGUCACAAUCCUUAAAACUGUUAAAGUUGCUCAAUCUCAAUCUCAAUCCUACUUAGGUGUAUAGGCUGCCUGCAUCUUGUAUAUGUCUUUUCCCAUAGUACGUAUUUGUAAGAUAAUUAAUACAUACAUACAUAAUUUAAGUACAUUUCUAUGUAUAAAUAGUUGUUAGCACAUUUAAAAUCUAAGUAAGGGGCUUACGAAAUUUCACACAAUUUACUUGAAGUAGUCUAUAUGAUAGAAUAUGUAUAUAUAUAAGUAUUUAAAUUUGGCUUUUAAUUUAUA
Messenger RNA from Drosophila navojoa, 1069 nucleotides. RefSeq lists its product as uncharacterized. NCBI's taxonomy places the organism in Eukaryota, Metazoa, Arthropoda, Insecta, Diptera, Drosophilidae. The record is from RefSeq and is a predicted model, not a curated record.